Malus domestica (apple) is the source of this 2706-nucleotide messenger RNA. Its product is annotated as G-type lectin S-receptor-like serine/threonine-protein kinase At4g27290. NCBI's taxonomy places the organism in Eukaryota, Viridiplantae, Streptophyta, Magnoliopsida, Rosales, Rosaceae. Gene Ontology annotation, molecular function: ATP binding; protein serine/threonine kinase activity. Gene Ontology annotation, biological process: protein phosphorylation; recognition of pollen. The record is from RefSeq and is a predicted model, not a curated record.
AUUUGGAGUGUGUUCAGUGGGAAGGGUUAAAGAUACUUUAGAAAUCAAAGUGGAGGGUUCCUUUCUUACAAUUUCGAUGCUAAUGAGAUUGAUCUUACUUUUGGUGUGUCAGAUAGCUCUCUAAAACUGAGGGUCGUUUUGAGCCCAGCAGGUGAGUUAAAUCUGCAGCUGUGGACUGAAUCUGAUACAAUUAAGACAUGGUUUAAAGCAUGGGAAGAACCUAUUAAUAAAUGUGAUUUUUAUGCUGCAUGCGGUCCAUAUGGAGCCUGUGAUAAAAACAGUGAUCUCCUCUCGUCACAAUGCAAGUGUUUGAAAGGUUUUAGGACCGAAUUACAUAAACAAUCGGCUCAGGGGGACUGGCCCGGUGGUUGUGUUCGGGAAAAGGCAUUGACAUGUGAUAAAGGGGAAGGGUUUGAGAAGUUUGAGAAAAUGAAACUGCCGGAUCAUGCUAUUAUUUUAGGAAAUAUGAGUACGAGAGAGUGUGAAUCUGAAUGCCUACGGAACUGCUCUUGCACAGCUUAUGCCUAUUCAAAUGUGAUAAAAGGAGGUACUGUAAAAUGCUUGACAUGGCUUGAUGACUUGACGGAUCUUGUAGAGAAUCAUUGGCUUGGGCAAACCAUGUAUAUUCGUGUUCACCGCUCUGAUCAAGUUGCAGGCGGUAAGGGUCAUGUUGAUAAGCUGUUCCUUGUAAUCCCAAUAGUCUCAACAACAGCAGGAUUGCUUACAAUAAUUUUUGGCUAUUUAUUGUGGAAAAAAACAUUGAGAGAUGAAGGGAGCGUAGGAAGGAGCAUAAGCGAGGCUAUAAGAAAUUUUAGCCUUAGAGGUGGAAAGAAUGACCCCGAACUACCACUCUUCAGUUUAAGGAGUUUAGCAGCUGCUACAAAUAACUUCUCUGAAGCUAAUAAACUCGGAGAGGGAGGAUUUGGUCCUGUUUAUAAGGGGAUUUUGAUUGCAAAUGAAGAAGUAGCCAUAAAAAGGUUGUCAAAGAAGUCAGGGCAAGGGCAUCAGGAGUUCAUGAAUGAGUUAAAGCUUAUAGCCAAGCUCCAACAUACCAAUCUUGUUAGGCUGUUGGGUUGCUGUAUUGAAGACGAGGAAAUGAUAUUGAUCUAUGAAUACAUGCCCAAUCGAAGUUUGGACAAAUUUUUGUUUGAUUCAUCUGAAAGGACAAAACUGGAUUGGCGUACACGCUUUCGAAUUAUAGAAGGUGUGGCUCAAGGAGUUCUUUAUAUCCACAAAUAUUCUAGAUUGAAAAUUAUUCACAGGGACCUAAAAGCAAGCAACGUUCUGUUGGAUGAAACAAUGAAACCCAAAAUUUCAGACUUUGGGAUGGCAAAAAUUUUCGGGAUGGAUCAAACUGAGGCAAAUACAAACAGGGUUGUUGGGACAUACGGUUAUAUGUCUCCCGAGUAUGCCCUCUAUGGCCAUUUUUCAGAAAAAUUGGAUGUGUUUAGCUUUGGAGUGUUACUCUUAGAGAUUGUGAGUGGAAAGCGGAAUUCUGCUUUUCAUCGUUUUGAAGAUCCGCUUACACUUGCUGGAUGGGCAUGGAGGUUAUGGAAAGAAGGAAGAGAAAUCGAGGUUAUUGAUGAAUUGUUAAGGGAAACGUGCCAGCUUGAUGAAGAUUUGAGGUGUAUCCAUGUAGGGCUAUUGUGUGUUCAAGAAGCUCCAGCAGAUCGACCAUCAAUGUCUUCGGUAAUUUGUAUGUUGCACAACAAUGAAGCUACAUCACUUCCACCCUUCAAAGAGCCUGCUUUCUCAAUACAUAAGAGUGCCUGUGCUGUUGGUUCUUCUCCUCAAUCAUCUGCCAGGUUUUCGAACAAUGAACUCACUGUUAGUUUGCCAGAAGGUCGAUAGAGGUUCAGUCAUGUUUCGUUUUGUGAACGUCAAAAUUAAAUAUGUAAACCUUAAGAAAAGCACUAUCACAUUCAACUCUUCUUUUCCAUAUCAGAAAUUGUAGAUCCUUGAGUUUGCCAUGAUGUAUAUCUGUUUUAAACAAAGACGGAAGAUGGUAGAUCCCGCAUCGUCCAGGGGAGUGGAUCAUCUAUGCCUUAAAUGUACAUGCCCACCUCCAAAUAGCACGAGGCAUUUUUAGAGCUUACUGGCUUCCGGUUCCAUAGGAACUCCGAAGUUAAACAAGAAUGGGCCAGAGCAUUCCCAUGAUGGGUGACCCACAUGGAAGUUCUGCUCGAGUGCAUUCCUAGAAACAAAACCGUGAGGGCGUGGUCGGAGCCCAAAGCGGACAAUAUCGUGCUAUGGCGGAGGCGGGGCCCGGGAAGUAUUUUUAUAUUAGCGAUUUGUUUUGUGCAGCCAUGGGUACCAAAACCAAGCAAAGUUUGGUGCUUUCAGCUAUUUUUUAUGCCUAUUUCUCAAGCUCCAUGUUUCCAGUGCAACUGACUCCGUCACUGCAAACCAAUCUCUCUCCGGUGAUCAAACCAUUGUCUCUGCAGGUGGGAUUUUUGAGCUCGGUUUCUUCGAAUUAGGUGGCCGCUACUACAUCAGUACAUGGUACUACAACCAAGUGGUAUCUGCGAGUACCAUAGUUUGGGUGGCGAAUAGGGAGCAACCGGUCUUCGAUAAAUUUUCUUCAGUGUUGAGGAUCUUAGACGGUAAUUUACUUCCCUCCAAUGAGUCAAAAACUCCAGUUUGGUCCACAAAUGUGACCUCCAACAACUUCUCUUCAGUAAAAGCAGUUCUAUUGGAUAGUGGGAA